UGCUUUACUUUUUUCCUUCCAGCGGAUCGUUGUAAAGAAGUACAGCAGAUCCGAGAGCAGCAUCCAAACAAAAUCCCGGUCAUCAUUGAACGCUAUAAAGGAGAGAAGCAGCUGCCAGUGCUGGACAAGACCAAGUUCCUUGUCCCAGACCAUGUCAACAUGAGUGAAUUGGUCAAAAUAAUCCGGCGCCGCUUGCAACUGAAUCCCACCCAGGCUUUCUUCCUGCUGGUGAACCAGCACAGUAUGGUGAGUGUGUCUACUCCCAUCUCAGAGAUCUACGAGCAGGAGAAGGAUGAGGAUGGCUUCCUCUACAUGGUCUACGCUUCCCAGGAGACCUUUGGCUACUGAGGCCUGCCGAGAGGUGGCACGUGGAGACAGAUUAACUGUGGCACAUGUGCUCCCGGCCCUGGGAGACAACAACCGGAGGCUCAUGAGAGGGGGACAGUGCUGACUCCCUAUCUCUCCCUCCUUCCUCUUCCCAUCACCCUCUCACCAAAGAGGCUCAUGGCGUGUGUUGGACUCGCACAACCCUUCACUUCUGUGUAGAUUAGCCCCGCUCCAUCCACGCACGUGUGUGUGCAUAUACAUACAGGCACCCAGGCACACACAUCAGGCCUCGGCUUCCCAUCCCAUCCCCUUGGCGUAACCUCCUGCUGCUCUCGCUGUGCUGUGUGUGCGUGUGUGUGUGUUCCUAGCCUGCUGCCAAAACAGUUUGGCUGCUGGUGGAGAGAGGACAGGACGCUGUCACCUUCACUUUCAGUACAAGAAGAGCUGCCUCCUCCUUCCAGACUCUAAUAAAGGGCAGAAAGUCUGCAAAAACAACAAAUGUAAUCAUUGCUCCUGAGUUUUAAUUGAUUUUAAUUACACCCAUAUCAGAUUCUUGGUGCUACUGAGUAGAUGUAGGCGUCUCUGUAUGACUGUGGAUAAUGUAUAUCCUUUAGAUUUGUUUUAUCGGUUUGUUUGUGUUUUUUGUUUGGUUUUGUUUUUGAGGGACAGGUUGGAAUGGGGAGUGGGGUAAUCUUUCCUGUAUUCUGUAGGGCGGUCAAUCAAGCUUUGUUGCACUUUAAGGCAUAGUAGAUGUCAGAAUGGAACUUACUUUUUAAUUUAUACAGGUUUGCCAUAUUUAGUGCUGCUCCUCUGAUGACAGUUGUACCUAGAUUGUCUUUCUUUUUUUUUUAAAUAAAAAUUAUUUCCCUUCUCUCUGUCUCCCCAUUGCAUGCAGUCUUUCAGUCUCAGUGUGGCAAAGAGUUUGCUCAAGGAAUGUAUGGAUUUGUAUUUGCUAUGUUCCCGUUCCAGUUUUUCAUGUAUUAUACCAGAAAAAUGUAUAUGAUAAAAUUCCACCCAGUUUAAUCUAUACAAAGGUAUAUAUAUAUAUAAUAAAUAUACAUUCAAGUUG
This is a messenger RNA of Meleagris gallopavo (turkey), 1396 nucleotides long. The record is from RefSeq and is a predicted model, not a curated record. NCBI's taxonomy places the organism in Eukaryota, Metazoa, Chordata, Aves, Galliformes, Phasianidae.